AGCCUGGCGGGAUCUCCAGGUCGCGGCCGCCAGCCCGCCCGGCCGUAGCUAAGACGAGCGGAAACGCCUCCGUUUUACAAAACAAAGGCAGAAACGGGAGGCGUGCGCGGCCCGCGGGGCUGAGACCUCGGCGGUUGGCCCCUCCGGCCCGGGCGCUGCAGCAUCUUUGGGUGGCCAUGGCGACGAGCCUUGGGAGCGGCUGGCGCUGGGGGUCCGACGGCCGCCAGGCGCCUCCGAAGAUCACGCCGACCGUGGAGGAGCUGCAGAGCCGCGUGCAAGAGACGCUGGACCUGCUGUCCCCGCGGGAGCUGAGCCACUUCCGCGUCCUCCUCAAGACCGUGGACGAGCGGCCGCGCGUGAGCCCCGUGCGGCUGGAGCUGGAGGGCGACAGCAAGGCGGGGCUGGCCCGUCUCCUGGCCCAGCACUACUACCUGCCCGCCGUGUCGCGCGUUCUCGUCAAGGUGCUGCAGCAGCUGCGCCGCGCCGACCUGCUGCCGCGCUGGCAGAGCGCGGAAGACGACGACCGCCGGGAGAUUCCAAGAAAGAUUCUAAAGAGAAGCUAUGACUGCGUGGAUGGCGAACUGGACUGUUACGACCUGAGUGGCAAGCGGAAGGCUUUCCUCAUGUGUGUGGAGAAGAACAGACCCGGGGCUCACCGGGACGUCAUGCUAAUGACCGAAUGGCUUGGCCAAUGCCAGUUUGAGCAUACUUCGUGCAUCGAUCCCAACAAAAUGGAGUUACUUGGGAAAAUAUCAUCAUUUCGGGAUGGACUCAAUGAAAUUAAGGAUGAUGUUGGCUGUUGCCUUGUUACUCUUAUGUCCCACGGGGAGAAAGGCUUUAUUAAGAUGAAAGAUGGUGAGAGAGUCAGCCUGGAGGACAUUUUUGAAAUGUUUAAUAAUAAAAAUUGUCCGGCACUUCAAGAGAAACCAAAGAUCUUUAUAAUCCAGGCCUGCAGAGGAGAGAAAAGAGAUAAUGGUGUUGAGACAGACGAUGAACCCAUGGAGUCUGAUGACGUAUCUGAGAAGAGGAGGCUGCCCACAUUCAGUGAUUACUUCAUCAUCUAUCCUACCCAGGCAGAUCACGUUGCUUUACGGCACCCUCGCACGGGCUCGGUGAUGAUUGAAGCGAUGGCUGAGGUCUUUAAACAGCAUGGAAAUAAGUGGCACAUCGCUGACUUUUUCACCAAAGUGAAUAACAGAGUGGUGCACACUGAGUUUCAUCUACACGAGGAACCCAUAAAAGUGUCACUUGUCAUGGAGUCGACUUUAACUAAAUCUGUGUACUUUUGACAUCGGGAGGAUGAAAAACCAAGGGCUGCUUUAUAACCGACGGUGUAAAGAACAGAGAGCAUUUGUAGCACGGUUCUAAUGGUUAUCAUUUGGGGUUAUUUCUGUCACCAGUUGUACUUCUCCGGUUUGUUUUGCAAAUACGUGGUAUUUUUCCAAGAUUGGGCCAUGUAUAGUUGCCGCUUGUAAAUAAUUUGACUUCUUUGAAAAGAUCACUGUUUUUGAAAAUGGGCUUUCCUGAGCUGUUACCAAAACAGGGAAGCCCAGCUCGAUUUGUGGACCAUUUUUAUAAUGUGCUUCCCUUACUGAUUACACUCCACCCUCUCCUACUUUGGUGCUGGCGUUCAUCCUUGUUUUCUUGGCUUAGUCUUCAAGAGCUGUCUCUGUGUAGUCCUGUCCUGGCUCGCCUGAUUUCCCCCAUGUUGUUGUCUGCAGCCAGACUCGUCUCCUUUUUGACUCCAUAAGCUGUUCUCGAGUCUGACCCGGGGGUCUUCGUUUGUACUUUGUUGCCCUUGAUGCCUCGUGUUUCCACCCGCCACCCAUUCCCCAGCUUCUCCCUUGCUGCGCGGUACCUCUGAAUGCUGUUUUCUCUGCCUGGGAUGCUCUGUUCCACUCCAGUCCUUUCCGCCCCUCCGGGUUUGGUUCAAGCAUCCUUUGCACGGGAAAGUUUUUCCGCCAAGGCCUCAUGCUAGGUCAGCUCUUUCCGAGUGCUCUGCUCACAGACCCAGUGCUUUUCUUCUGCAGCAUUUAGCACCACUGUACUUAAAGGACUGUGCAGUGGCCACGAAUCUCUCUCCAGUUCAGUCAUAAGCUCCAAGAGGCAGAGGCUGUGUGUCUCAUUCAUUGCUGUAUCCCAGCUUCCAUCGGUGCCUUAUGACAUAGAGAAGCGAUGUGAUGAAUGUUUGGUGAAUGACUAGUCUCUUUUAAUUGUUUUGUCCAUUCGUCAGACCUCGCCUCAUUACCUCUGUGCAUCUGGCCACCUUCCAGCCAUCCCCACCUGGCUGGUUGUCCUGUGGUGUCUUUAACUCCCUAAGUUGGAAGUCAACCUACAUUUCCCUUAAAUCUCUUUACAAAACCCAUCUCAUUGUUAAUAAUCCUCUGACUCCCCACUGCCUGCGGAAUAUACUCAGAUUGCCCUAGGAGAAUAUUCCAAGUCCUUCUCUGUCAGGCCUGUACUGCCCGUUUGUCCUGGGUCUUGACCACAUGGGGAUGAUUUGUCCUCCCCUCAGGCAUCCCCUCUCAGAAUCAGGCUUGUGGGUUAAUGAAUGUUGAAUGAAUGCUCUUGGCUAUGUUCAUUGAACAAUGAACUAUGGUUCAUUCUCUCCCUUCCGCCUGAAGCGUCCUUUGUUCUGUGUGCUUUCUCUACACCACACAUUCUUUAGGGUGCGGCUUGGGUCCCAUCCCACCAGAAGGAAAACUGUAUGUAGACUAGCGUUUACUUAGAGUUCACAAACUCCGGGCUGAAGAUGAGCUUUCAUUGUGAUUGUGUUCUCACUUUUCGUGUAACUUUGGACUAUACUAAACCCUGGUUUCCACAUCAUAAAAGGAGAUUUGGCUCGGCUGAGAACUCAUCCAGUCACUGGACUUCCCUGAACUUUGGCCUCUUAAUAAACUGUUCAUGAAUAUGC
Messenger RNA from Neofelis nebulosa (Clouded leopard), 2914 nucleotides. RefSeq names its product caspase-14-like. Gene Ontology annotation, molecular function: cysteine-type endopeptidase activity. The transcript has 7 exons. The coding region runs from base 177 to 1289 and encodes 370 amino acids. Gene Ontology annotation, biological process: proteolysis. NCBI's taxonomy places the organism in Eukaryota, Metazoa, Chordata, Mammalia, Carnivora, Felidae. The record is from RefSeq and is a predicted model, not a curated record.